Molecule: messenger RNA, 1770 nt
Organism: Myxocyprinus asiaticus (Chinese sucker)
Lineage: Eukaryota; Metazoa; Chordata; Actinopteri; Cypriniformes; Catostomidae
Product: bMERB domain-containing protein 1-like
Exons: 6
Coding region: 724-1302 (192 amino acids)
Source: RefSeq, a predicted model, not a curated record
AUACAAAGUCCAGUAAAUAUAAAAAAAGCUAAAUCAAUAUUUGGUGUGACCACCUUUGCGUUUAAAACAGCACCAAUUCUCCUAGGUACACCUGGACACAGCUUUUCUUGGUUGUUGGCAGAUAGGAUGUUCCAAGCUUCUUGGAGAAAUCUAUCUGUUUAGUCUGUCUCAAUUGCUUCUGUCUCUUUAUGUAGUCUCAGACUGACACGAUAUUCAGUGGGGGGCUUUGUGGGGGCCAUGACAUCUGUUGCAGGGCUCCCUGUUCUUCUAUUCUGUUCUUUUCUAUUUGCAAAAGUAAUGUUUGGGAGUCUAACAUUUAUAUUUCCUAUUGACACACUAAAGCUGAAGAUAUAAAUAACCAUCUUAAGACAAAUGCUUUUGUGAAACAUCUUAUGUGCCUAAGACUUUUGCACAGUACUGUAUAUAUAAUUAUUAUUGUUUUAAAGAGGCUAUCUUUUAUUGUGAGACUAACUACACCGUGAUAGCGCGUGUGUUUUUUUAAGUUAACACACGAUGGCGCCAAAGACUAAAGAACAGUAGUGUCACCUUUACCGGUGCGUAAUGAAAUCUAGUUACCCUCAGCCUCCGCUGUUUUUCUCAGCAACGGGUACCGCUGGCAACCGCUGGAUCGUCUGCUUUAUUCUAGGGUGCUUUCUUGCUUUGCAUCUCUCAAGUGAGGAUUUGUUCCUAUAUUCAUAAUAGAUCAGACUCCAGGUGCGAGUAAUGGAUGAAAAGCGCAGAGCAUCCUGUCAGUAUGGAUCACUGGAAAGCACAAAAUGGAAAACAGAUGUGGACCAAACAGAGGCAGAUGUGGUCUCAAUGGCAGACUCUACUAUCACAGUGGGGGACAUUGAGGGAGAACUUCUUAAGAUUGAACGGAUCAGAGACAUUCUGAUUAGGAGAGAGUCCGAGCUCAGAUACAUGAUGGACGAUAUCCAGCUAUGUAAAGAGAUUACAAGGCUGAAAAAAGAACUUAAAAUGCUUCUAUCUAUCCCAGAUAAUGACAAGUCUAAUGAAGACAAACAGAAGGAGGAAGAACUCCUGCAACAGAUUCAUAAAUUAGUGGAGGCUCGAGACUUCCUGGUGGAUGACGUGGAAUUUGAACGUCUCAGGGAACGGGAGGAGGACAAAGAAAUGGCUGAAUUUCUAAAGUCCAAGUUAUCAAAAUGUCUUCAAGCCAAGAAUACUGUUCGCAGUGGGAGAAGGCCACCCAGAGCGCAGCCAAACUCGACACCCUUUGUGACCAAGACAGGCCUCACUUUGCUGAAAGAGUGCUGUGGUUUCACCUGCUCUAUAAUGUAAUAGACAUGCUCUCAGUCGUGGCAGCAGGAAUACAAUUCUGCAGCCUUGGAUGAGGAUGACCUUUUAAUGACACCAGUAGACUCAAAUAACAUGGUGUGAACCGUCACAAGAUCUUUCUGAAAGACAAUGCUAUGAAGCCUGUAUACAAAUAGUGGGCUAAGCAUCUCCCUUAGUCUUUCCCUCCCUUUUGCUCGCAUUCUACAGUACAUAACCCUCUUCUUGCUUUUUUUAAAAACCUGUUUCAUUGAAUUACAGAGUACAUUCCAUGCUCUCUCUUGGGUCCAGCUGUCAAAAGCUCAGCUGGUUUGCUGUCAUUCCCUACCCUUAAACUUUUCACUCAUGAAACAUUGCUAACGCACUGCAGCACCGGUGACUCUGUCAUCCAUAAUUGCUCAAGUUUCAGUUGAGUUUCCAUGUAGAUUGCUGUUGCUUUAGCCCAUGUACAGUGUCUCAAUGACUGAUGAGAUU